AUGUCUCGCAACCACAGCACCGGUCGCCCGGGCCCGGAUGUCCUGCGGGCGUCCGGCCCCUCGUCCGGCGCCCGGAGCGUCUCGCACGGGUCCCACACCCACGGGCAGACCGUCCAUGGCCACCACUCGACGCGCGGCUACUCCACCAAUGCCAGCGGCCAGCGCGUCACGCACUUCACCAACGUCCAGUACCAGCAGAGCCCCCAGGGCCAGUACUCCGGCCACGCGCAGCGCGGCACCCAUGUGUCCGGCGCCGCCCGCGCCAGCGUCCAGCACUACACCAUGUCGCCGCAGGGCCACCUGGGCCAGGCCCGCUCGGGCGCCGGACGCAAGUAG
Messenger RNA from Fonticula alba, 336 nucleotides. RefSeq lists its product as hypothetical. Bases 1 to 336 code for a protein of 111 amino acids. The transcript has a single exon. The record is from RefSeq and is a predicted model, not a curated record. Lineage: Eukaryota; Rotosphaerida; Fonticulaceae.